UAGACAUAUUUUUUUUUAUAAAUUAGUAAACAAAAAGCAUUACGCUAAACUAAAUUAAUAUUAUUUACUUAAUUAUUAAAUAAAAGAAAGACGACAUGGAAAGUUUGGCAGAAUUUGUACAAUUUAUGCAACCAACACAAAGAUUGGAUUUAAAGGCGGUGGCACUAACUCAUGUCUUGGGUCUUACUGGUUCACCAGAAGGAAAAGCAGCUAUAUUAUCAUUGGAUGAUAUGUUAAUAGCUUUAUUUAACUUAACCACCGAUGCUACUUUGGCCAUUUCAAAAGAUUCUGUUUUGUGUUUGAUUAAUCUAACAGCCGAUGAGGAUGGCGCUAUCAAAAUUUUCCAAACUGCUAAACAAGUGCAUCCGAAAUUUGAAAUAGUGUCUGCUGCUGUUAAACAUAUUACAGACGAAAACUCUGAAUUGGCUGAUCCUUGGACUAUGGUUUUGAGUAAUCUCACACGUGUGGAGUCUUUGGCUCAUGAAAUUCUAGAUGAAUUGGAAAAAGAUCCAAAAACUUUAUUGAAUUUAGCUAAAGCUUUUGCCAAACUAGACUACAAUAAAAAGAAGGCUAAACUGCACUAUUUGGCACCCAUCUUCUGCAACUUGACACAAACAACUAGAGGUCGUGAAUUGUUUUGCCACAACAAAUACAAUCUACUGGACAAGAUUUUACCUUUCGCUUCUUAUGAGGAAUCUAUAGUAAGACGAGGCGGCACAAUUGGCAUUCUUAAGAAUAUUUGCUUUGAUCCCGUGUACCACGAUAUUAUUUUAAGGGAAACCGAUGACAUUCUUUAUGCCAUUUUAUAUCCACUAUGUGGUCCCGAAGAGUUUUCAGAUGAGGAAAAUGAAAUGUUGCCACUGGAGUUGCAAUACUUACCAGAAACCAAGACGCGUGAAGAAGAUCCUGAUUUGCGCAAAAUGCUUUUAGAAUCUUUGCUACAAUUAUGUUCAACAAAAAAAUCUCGUGAACAACUAAGACAAAAGGGUGUCUAUGAAAUUCUACGUGAACUGCAUAAAUGGGAGGCUAAAGAAGGCAAAGACAAGGAAUGUCUAUUGGCUUGCGAAAAUGUUGUUGACAUUUUAAUAAAGAGAGAAGACGAAAUUGGUUUGGACAACUACAAACAGGUGUCUGUACCCGAAGAUGUUGCCGAAAAGUUCGUUAAAGAAGAUCAGGAAUAUUUGAAGGAUUUGCUGUAGAUAUUUGUAAUAAAACCACCAACGUUCCAAGAUUUCUGGAUGUUUUUUUUAUAAUAGAUUUCUUUGUAGUGAUAAUUUAUUUUGUAAUGCAUUUUGUUUAUUAAUUUUUGAUUUUAUUUCUUUUUUAAUAUUUCUUUUAUAAGCAAAUGCUUUUAAAU
Messenger RNA from Lucilia cuprina (Australian sheep blowfly), 1357 nucleotides. RefSeq names its product protein HGH1 homolog. The transcript has 5 exons. The record is from RefSeq and is a predicted model, not a curated record. Bases 96 to 1199 code for a protein of 367 amino acids. NCBI's taxonomy places the organism in Eukaryota, Metazoa, Arthropoda, Insecta, Diptera, Calliphoridae.